CUAUCGUCCAUCCAAAGACUCAAUUCAAGAUUUCAAUUCCCAGGAGAGCAGAGGAGAGGAGAGAUGAGUACUGGGGACAAGGUGGUGUGCGUGACCGGAGGGUCCGGUUACAUCGCUUCCUGGCUUGUGAAGUUGUUGCUUCAGCAUGGCUACACAGUCAAAGCGACCGUACGCAAUCCAGAUAAUCUGAAGAAGACGCAACACUUGCGAGCCCUCGAAGGUGCUAAGGAGAGAUUACAUAUAUUCAAAGCGGAUUUGCUGGAAGAAGGGUCCUUUGCCUCAGCUGUCAAUGGGUGCGAAGCUGUUUUUCAUACAGCAUCACCUGUUCUCCUCUCAGCUUCUGAUCCCCAGAGCGAAUUAGUUGAUCCCGCAGUCAGAGGGACACUAAAUGUCCUCAGAGCAUGUGCAAAGUUCCCUUCUAUCAAGAGAGUGGUCAUAACAUCCUCCAUGGCUGCAGUUGUGUACACCGGACGACCCCUGACCUCUGGUGUGGUGCUCGAUGAGACAUGGUUCUCUAAUCCGGCAAUCUGUGAGGAAUCAAAGCUCUGGUAUCAGCUUUCCAAAACCCUGGCGGAGAAGGCAGCUUGGGAUUUCACUAAUGAGAAUGGGAUCGACCUGGUCGUGAUAAAUCCAGGACAUGUGAUUGGCCCUCUCUUGCAGCCUACUGUCAAUCUCUCAGCAGAGAUUAUACCGAACCUCAUCAAUGGAGUUCAACUUCCCUUCAAGUAUUUCGCUUUUGUUGAUGUCAGGGACGUUGCACUCGUGCAUAUCCUAGCUCUUGAAAACCCGUCAGCUAGUGGCAGAUACUGUCUAGUAGGAAAAACCAUUCACCAUCACGAUGUCUUGAAGCUUUUGCGCAAGCUUUAUCCUACACUGCACCUCCCCGAAAGGUGCGAAGGCAACGGAUCUCUUGUGUCGGCUUAUAGGGUAUCAAGGGAAAAAGUGGAAGGCUUGGGCGCUACGUUUACUCCUUUGGAAGUCAGUGUUCGAGACAACAUCGAAAGCCUCAUGGAGAAAGGCUUCCCCCUAGUUUGAGCUUGGAGAAAGGGAAAUGCCACAGCUACAUCAGUAUACACUUGCUGUGGACUUCAAAGCCAUGUGAUAAGGUUUCUAAUGAAGCAUCGUACUCCUCUUUAAUUUUGCACUCUUUUGAUAGAGUGCAAAACAAUGUACCACUCGCUUCUUGAUUAAAGUCUGCCAUCUCUAAACUUGAAAACUGACAGAUGUUAAACAUUUUGUUGCACCAAUGUUUUGCAAUACCUGGUCAUUUC
Molecule: messenger RNA, 1271 nt
Organism: Eucalyptus grandis
Lineage: Eukaryota; Viridiplantae; Streptophyta; Magnoliopsida; Myrtales; Myrtaceae
Product: phenylacetaldehyde reductase
Exons: 6
Coding region: 64-1035 (323 amino acids)
Molecular function (GO): oxidoreductase activity, acting on the CH-OH group of donors, NAD or NADP as acceptor
Source: RefSeq, a predicted model, not a curated record